CCCCCUGCCGCGUUCGUGGACGUCGCCGCGCCCCUGUCCGCGGACGCUGCGCCCCCUGCCCCCGCGUGGUCGCGCAUCUCCGAGCGGGCAGACGCCGAAGCAUUUCUUUACGCAGAGACUGUUCUGACGUCCGUGCUGGAGCACGACGCCGACAUUUUCGGAUGGAUUGCGCUCAUGCACGUGGCGCCUUGGCGCCGCGUGGUGCUUGCCUUCGCGAAAUUUGUCUCCUCCCGCGCCGCCGCCUUCGCGAUGCAGGGCGCCGCGGACGUGGUUCACCACUUGAGUCAGCGCUUCAAGCCCGGGGGGUCGCGGUUCGAUACCCGCCGCCCUGUCGGCGGGUUGGCCGCGCUGCAGGAGCUCGUCGACGAUGGCGCCAGCAUGGCUGCUGUGCGCAAUUUCGUGGGCAAGUUCACCGCGACGCCGCCUGCCACCUGGGGCCCCGGUGUCCUCCGCGAACCGCUGGAGUCGCGGGAACCGAAACUCAUGCACCUCCACGCUGGGUGCAAAUACUUUCGGGGGCACACGGUUCGACAGCUCUUCUUCCGCGCGUUCCGCCGCGACGGUCGCUGCGCGUGGGGCGAGCUGGACUGGGGAGUCGGCGUCGUCGGGUGCGACGACGCAGUCCGUGCGAUCGCCUACGUCAGCUCCGCGUUCGGCGAUGUCCGGCUGCUGGCGCUGGCCGACCUCAGC
Molecule: messenger RNA, 690 nt
Organism: Prorocentrum cordatum
Lineage: Eukaryota; Dinophyceae; Prorocentrales; Prorocentraceae
Source: the annotation of a GenBank genome assembly